AGGGUGAGCGAAUGUAGGGAUGACCCGCCGCCUCUGGCUAAUUCGAUUUCAUUGGAAGAAAGUUCUAAAAAUAUAGGUGUUGAUUCCAAAAAUAGAUCGAGCGUAUCGAGUACAACCAAUGACAGUACAGCUACGCAAGUACCUGCACUGACCCCAGAACGUACUCAGGCUGAGAGUGACGCGUGUGGUAGUAACGAGGGUAGUCGAGGUGCAUUGAAGACUGGAAUACUAUCGAGUGGGAGUAGUGGCCUGACGCCCGCAAGCCUUGGUCGCAAGAGGGGGAUGUCCCUUGAAAGUGGACGGCUAUCGAGCGGCAGUGGGGGUGUCCGGGCGCGUGUGAGUAUGAACCAGGACGUGACAGUCAGUACAGACGGAGGGGGUGCAGGAAACGCAUCAGGCACAGGCAAUAGCGUACAAAGGCUCCAAACAGGAGACACGCACACGCCCACCACACACACAUACUCGGCAGAGGAGAUGUACGAGGACUUCAGCGAUACAAAGGUCGUGGGCACCGUUCGUGUACGGGCACAAAGUGCCACAGAGAGAAACAGCCCGAGACACCUGACCUUCAGAAUGCCUAACAAACGCUGUCCAGAUGGCAGUGUAGGUAGGAAUGGGGCUGAGACGACCACUGACAAGAGUGUGGGUGUGGGUGGGAGUGUGGGCGUGGGUAAGAACGUGGGGGAUAGCUGUCUGGUGAGCGUGAGCACAGAGGCAGCUUUGGACCAGAUACGAGCAUGUAUGCAGAUGCGACACCAGAACGAAACUCAGGACAAAGACGGUCCUACCUAUCGGGGUAAGGGGAACCGUGACACCGGGGGAAUGAGACGGAGACGAAAAAGGGACCGGUUGGAGGGAGGUGAGAGAGGGGUGAUAGGGGGUGAGGAUAAGGCGUGUGGAAGUAGUAGUACACAGACAGCUGGUAGGAAGGAUAAGGGCCUGUGGGCAUGUAUAAUACAGGGGUUGAGCGGCACGGACUGCGAACCGGAUUCAGAGACAUCCUCAGACACAGACUUGGAGACGGAUAUGGAAGGGGAUGGGGAUGUAAAUGAGGGUGGGGAGGAAUACGGGACGACGAAG
Molecule: messenger RNA, 1080 nt
Organism: Sphaeroforma arctica JP610
Lineage: Eukaryota; Ichthyosporea; Ichthyophonida
Exons: 1
Source: RefSeq, a predicted model, not a curated record